This is a messenger RNA of Syngnathoides biaculeatus (alligator pipefish), 4822 nucleotides long. It is a transcript of the gene sgcg, whose product is annotated as sarcoglycan, gamma. Gene Ontology annotation, cellular component: sarcolemma; sarcoglycan complex. The record is from RefSeq and is a predicted model, not a curated record. Gene Ontology annotation, biological process: heart contraction; cardiac muscle tissue development. The transcript has 10 exons. NCBI's taxonomy places the organism in Eukaryota, Metazoa, Chordata, Actinopteri, Syngnathiformes, Syngnathidae. The coding region runs from base 2800 to 3516 and encodes 238 amino acids.
UCAGUUCAUUACAUGUACAUGAAAUAUUUUAGUUUUAAUUUAUUGUAGUAAAUGACGUUACAGAUAUUUUAAAAUUUUGAUUCACGUAAGCAAGUCAGAUUCAGAAUUUAAAGCACAAAUAAUAGUAUCAAUUUGGGGCUGAUUGUAUUUUUAGAACAUGCCUCCUUAUAUCGUCCUUGCGGGCUACCCUUCGCCCGCGGGUACCGCGUUGGUGACCCCUGCUAUUCACUCAUAAUAAUGAAUCAAAAUGUGUAUAUUUUUAAGAGUGGGAUAAAUCUUCUCUCCCCGUCAUUUGCCAAUAUAACAUGCUGACCUUCCCACUCAGGUCUACUUAAUACUUCAUAAAAGGUUCCUAAGAUACAAGAGAAAACAGAAUACAGUACAACCUUGGUUCUCGACCACAAUCCAUUCCAGAAGGCGGUUCAAUUACCGAUUUGUUCGAAAACCGAAUCGCUAUUUACCACGUCUGCGUACGGUGGCUGCGUUAUACACAAUAACAAUGUGCGUUGUGGGUCAGCUGGUCGGGUUGUGUGCGUUUUGUUAUUUCCGGGUGUUUUCGCGGUGCGUUCGAAUUUACAGUAACAAAGCGCGUCGUGGGUCAGCUGAUCGGCCCACGCGCGUUAUGUCAUUUCCGGGUUUUGUCGCAGGCGUUCAAAAACCGAUUUGCUUGAGAACGGAGAUGUUUGACAACCGAGUAUUCACUGUACUGUAAAAAACUGGCUAGUGAACAUUCAGAUGUACAGGUAUUUCUCGAUGAAUUAGCAUUCUGUCAAAACCACUUCAGUUUUGUACUUCUAUUAAAGAGCUUUAGACUUUUAUUAAGAUCCACUACAUAAAAUAACUGAAAAUCAUUUUUUGUAAUACUACACGUAUGAUUUUGAGGCAGCACGGUGUAUGACUGGUUAGCACAUCUGCCUCACAGUUCUGAGGAUUGGGGGUCAAACACCGGCCCCACCCGUGUGUUGUGUGCAUAUUUGUCCUUUGCCCGUGUAACAUUUUCACUUUGGUCCAACAUCCCAAACCCACACAUGGUACUUUUAUUGAAGACUCUAAAUUAAUUGCCGAUAGGUGUGAAUGUGAGUGCGAAUGGUUGGCAACCAGUUCAGAGUGUACCCGACCCAAAGAUAAAUGGGAUAGGCUCCAGCACACCCAUGACCCGAGUGAGGACAAGCGGAACGGAACAUAAAUCAAUGUAUGAUUAUAACAGAUAGAAUGAAAACUCAAAAUUCACCAGAAAUGAGAGUAGCAUGCAACAAUCAAUCAAGAGACAAAUGUGAACAGUUUUUGAAGUAAAAAUUAAGUAGGAAUCUGUACUUUUAAGUAUUUUAAGAAAUAUUGAAGGUAUCGGAGAGUUGAAAUGAACCUUUCUCCCAUAUUCUGGUUUAUCGAGCUGCUCCUUUAAAGACGGGCGCUACGUUAAGGAAUCAAAAAGUUGUGAAGGUUUUGACUGCUUUUUUUUUUUGAUUUCUUGAAUCAGACACCGAUAGUUGCAGCUUUCACACUUUUGCAUCUUAAAAUGUUUACUGAUGACGUGUUGAAAGUAUCUUAUGCAACACCCACUUUGUCCUGAGAUGCCAUCAAGCGCACAAAGGGAGCAGUGGGGAUCCGAUGCUUUUGUUUUCAGUUGAUCAUUUAUAACUGGGUGCCGCUUACAAAUUCAUGAUGUCGCAUUUAUGCUUUAAAGCCAAAGGCACAAAAGUCUCUAUAAGAUAUUGAUAAGCAAUAUCACCAAAUGAACGUGUUAUCUUCUGUCAGAUGGUUGCUGGAGGCAUGAGAGACUGAUGGAUGGAUUCUGGCAGUUAGCUGAGACGUCCUGGCGUGGACCUUUGGGUGCUGUAUGACUCAUCGAAACAAUCAAAUGUUGUAAACAUUUAGGCCUGCUGAUUUUGUACAAGCACACAGCUUCUGUAGUCGAGGGUGUAGACCCGGGGUAGGCUCCAGCUCACCCAGACCUGAACGAGGACCAUCGCUCUUGAAAAAGAGUUUGUGCCUACAGCGGUGUCCUGGCUUGUCUGCCGAUACCGACAGCAGUCCUGAUCAUUUUUAACGUGAAAUGAUUUCUGAAAUGGACUACGCCUCGCCAUCUAAAGCAUUUAUAAGAAAUUUCGAUACAGUUUGAGAUUUUGAACAGAAUGUGAUGUUAAGAUCAUCAAAUAUGUAAAUACCAGACAAGAAAAGUGUUGUUUUUAAAUGAUUUAAUGUAUUCAGGGGGGGUGGCACAGUAUAUCAGCUGGAAAGGAUUGGCCUCACAGUUCUGAGGUCCCGGAUUCGAUCCCAGCCCUCCCUGUGUGGAGUUUGCGUGGGUUUUCCUCCCACAUCCCAAAAACAUGCAACAUUAAUGGGACACUCUAAAUUGCCCCGAGGUGUGAUUGUGAGUGCGGCUGUUUGUCUCCAUGUUCCCCGCGAUUGGCUGGCAACCAGUUCAGGGUGUAACUCGCCUCCUGCCCAUUGACAGCUGGGAUAGGCUCUCGCACUCCCGUGACCUUUGUGAGGAUAAGCGGGCCUCGGCGGGCACCAUGCUGGUGACCCGGCCCUCGAUGCGACAAGAUGGUGGCAAAGCACUACUUUUAUACGAACCCAUGCUAGGUGACCCAUGGGGAAAAAAGCCCCCCACUCCCUCGCUCUUCCCCUCUGGUUUAUUCCAGCGCAGAGCAGAGCGAGAUGCAGAGCGCGUCUGGCGUCAGGCGGGGCGCAGAAGUGCAUUUAUGGGACGCAGCUGUUGAGCGCCUGUCAGACGUUUUGCGAGGAGCUCCGCCGCUGCUCCCGUUUUCGGAGAAAAGAAGGCCAGCACGGUAGCAGAUGGUGGGCGAGCAGUACGAGAGCAGCACGGAGGGCGGCGGCGUGCCCGGACCCGUCCCCGAGCACGUAUACAAGGUUGGCAUCUAUGGCUGGCGGAAGCGCUGCCUCUACCUAUUUGUCCUGCUGCUCAUCAUCAUCCUGGUGGUCAACCUGGCCCUCACCAUCUGGAUCUUCAGGGUCAUGUGGUUCAACUCGGAGGGAAUGGGCCUCCUGCAAGUCCACUCCGACGGCGUGAAGUUGGAGGAGGGCGAAUCCGAGUUCCUGUUGCCCCUCUACGCUGAGGAGAUCCACUCCAGGGAGGACUCUCCGCUACUCGUACGCUCGGAUACGGAAAAAGUUUACCUCAAUGCCCGAGAUGAAAACGGUGACGUCACGGGAAGGAUGUCUGUGGGUCCAAAACAGGUCGAAGGAGACACUCCAAAGAUGUUCAUCAGCUCCUCCAACAACAUGCUGUUCUCGGCCGAUGACAAGCAGGCUGUGAUCGGACCAGACAAAUUGCGCAUCACAGGCCCCGAAGGAGCUCUGUUCCAACAUUCUGUGGAGGUUCCCCUGCUCAAGUCGGAGCUCUUGAAAGACCUGAGGUUGGAGUCUCCCACUCGUUCACUCACCCUGGACGCUCCAAAGGGAGUUCAUUUAAAAGCCUUGGCUGGAAACAUUGAAGCCGCCUCCAACAUGGACAUGAUCCUGCAGUCCAGCGUGGGACUGGUGAACGUCUAACCCAGUGUACUCAGCCGUUCUUAUACAUUAAGAGAUUGGCCAACUGUGCAGUCCCUCUCAGUCAUCAUCCUCAUCAUGUCCGAACCACGAUCAUCAAUCAGCCUAGAGAAGGACGGAAUAACUGACAGCGUAAUCAAUUUGUAUUAAGACGGCAUAACGGCACGACACUGGCUGUACUUACAGUACCUUUAUUUGUCCAAGAAACAAAAUCAUCAACACUGAUCUGACUUCUGUGGAUGAACACUCACAGUUGUAGUCAACUAAUAUGACACACACCACUUGUACAACACAUUAAGGUCUAAUAAAAAAAAAGAAAAAAACUUAAAAAUUCAGACUUCACAAAGAUAAUAACGGACUGUUUUCAUGACCGGAAUCAAGAACCUAGUAAUGUAACAACAUGACCCUUGUGAGGGUAAGCGGCUUGGAAAAAGGAUGGAUGUAAUAAAUGUUAAUAAAUGCGUUAUUAAUAUCCAGUAUGUUCUACUCAUAUUUCAAUAGCAUUGCAAUAUACAGAGGCUAGGGUGUACCUAAUGAUGUGGUCAGUGAGUGUAAAAUUCUUGCGUAAAGUGCAGGGUCGUGACCUUGCGGUGUGUAGUAUUAGUAGUAUGUAGGAGUGGCCCGCAGCUAAUUUUUCCGUAUGAGAUCAUGGGAGGGGGGGUGUAGACCACUGGCCACCACCUGCCACUUUCACUCAACUGGGACUCCAAACGGGAGGUCAGCUCCCAGUCAUGGUCAAGAAACAUGCUAAGACAACCAAAACCCACCUCAGAUAUGUUACUGACAUGUAUGAAGUAAAAUACAUUUUCAAAGCAAUUGUUUUGUUGUACACUACUGACAAAUGGCAUACACUUUAUGUGAUUAUUUCUGCACAGUCAAUAGUGUAAAUGAGUAUCUUGAACUUUAUCCUGUAGUUCCAGAGUCAAACACUUUAAGUGGGAUUUUUUUCUGCUGCUGGCGUUUAUCUUCAAUUACAGGAAGAGAGAUCAGCUCUCCAUUUCUUAGGAGUCUCUUCCAGUACAAUGUGACAAAACCACAGCGCAGUACUCAAAAUAAACCGGUCAUAUGACGUUUUCCAAGAGGAGAAAAACAAAGACAAACAAACUACGGUUCCAUUUUCCAAGCCCAUUAUCCUCACAAGGGUCGCGGGAGGCAUGGAGGCUAUCCUGGCUAACUGAGGUAUGCAUACCGAACGGGAGAAAAGGAGGGUAUUAUAUUGGCUUUCUUUGAAUUGAGCAAAAGAAAAUAUGUUCUAAAUGUUCAUCAUGAGCUACUUAAAAAUAAUAAUAAAAAGGGAUCUUGCACUGAC